Molecule: messenger RNA, 3347 nt
Organism: Phodopus roborovskii (desert hamster)
Lineage: Eukaryota; Metazoa; Chordata; Mammalia; Rodentia; Cricetidae
Gene: Kcnd3
Product: potassium voltage-gated channel subfamily D member 3
Exons: 9
Coding region: 314-2281 (655 amino acids)
Biological process (GO): protein homooligomerization; potassium ion export across plasma membrane
Cellular component (GO): membrane; neuronal cell body; voltage-gated potassium channel complex
Molecular function (GO): A-type (transient outward) potassium channel activity; protein binding
Source: RefSeq, a predicted model, not a curated record
GCGAGACUUCGCCGGCGAGGAGGAGCCGCCCGAGCGGCGGCUGCUGGGCGCUUCCCCGCGCUGCUGGGCGCUCUGCGCCUCGGCGGCCCCCGGCCGCAGCUUCCUCGCGCGCGCGGGGCGCGGGGCCUGGGGCUGGCUUCGGCGAAGGCAGGUGAUGGGGAAAUGUGGUGCAGAAAGCUGUGAGUGAAGGGACAAGGGUGACCAGCCCUGAAGAAGUUCCGAAGGGUGCAGCAGAGGACAGGGGUCACUGAACUAACUCCAAACUGGUGUGCACAGUGUCUGAGCAGCUACCAGCCCAAAAGCUGGAGUCACCAUGGCGGCGGGAGUGGCAGCCUGGCUGCCUUUUGCCCGGGCUGCAGCCAUUGGAUGGAUGCCAGUGGCCAACUGCCCCAUGCCCCUAGCUCCAGCUGACAAGAACAAGCGGCAAGAUGAGCUUAUUGUCCUCAACGUGAGUGGACGACGGUUCCAGACCUGGAGGACCACUCUGGAACGCUACCCCGAUACUCUGCUGGGUAGCACAGAGAAGGAGUUCUUCUUCAAUGAGGACACCAAGGAGUACUUCUUUGACCGCGACCCAGAAGUUUUCCGCUGCGUGCUCAACUUCUACCGCACUGGGAAGCUACACUACCCACGCUAUGAGUGCAUCUCUGCCUACGAUGAUGAGCUGGCCUUCUAUGGCAUCCUCCCAGAGAUCAUUGGAGACUGCUGCUACGAGGAGUACAAAGACCGCAAGCGGGAGAACGCGGAGCGGCUCAUGGAUGAUAAUGACUCUGAGAACAACCAGGAGUCCAUGCCCUCACUUAGCUUCCGCCAAACCAUGUGGCGGGCCUUCGAGAACCCACACACCAGCACCCUGGCUCUGGUCUUCUACUACGUGACUGGUUUCUUCAUUGCCGUCUCGGUCAUCACCAAUGUGGUGGAGACGGUGCCAUGUGGCACAGUGCCCGGGAGCAAGGAGCUGCCAUGUGGAGAGCGCUACUCAGUGGCUUUCUUCUGCCUGGACACUGCCUGCGUCAUGAUAUUCACGGUGGAGUACCUCCUCCGUCUCUUCGCAGCACCCAGCCGAUACCGCUUCAUUCGCAGUGUGAUGAGCAUCAUCGAUGUGGUGGCCAUCAUGCCCUAUUACAUCGGCCUCGUCAUGACCAACAAUGAGGAUGUGUCCGGGGCCUUUGUCACGCUCCGGGUCUUCCGUGUCUUCAGGAUCUUCAAGUUCUCCCGACACUCCCAGGGUCUACGGAUCCUGGGGUACACCCUGAAGAGCUGUGCCUCGGAACUGGGCUUUCUCCUCUUCUCCCUCACCAUGGCCAUAAUCAUCUUUGCCACUGUGAUGUUUUAUGCCGAGAAGGGCUCAUCUGCCAGCAAGUUCACAAGCAUCCCUGCAUCUUUCUGGUACACCAUCGUCACCAUGACUACACUGGGAUAUGGGGACAUGGUGCCUAAGACAAUCGCGGGGAAGAUAUUUGGCUCCAUCUGCUCCCUGAGUGGUGUCCUGGUCAUUGCUCUGCCAGUCCCUGUGAUAGUCUCCAACUUUAGCAGGAUCUACCACCAGAACCAGAGAGCAGAUAAACGCAGGGCACAAAAGAAGGCCCGCCUUGCCAGGAUCCGUGUGGCCAAAACGGGAAGCUCCAAUGCCUACCUGCACAGCAAGCGCAAUGGGCUCCUCAAUGAGGCCCUGGAGCUGACGGGCACCCCGGAAGAGGAGCACAUGGGCAAGACCACCUCACUCAUUGAGAGCCAGCACCACCACUUGCUGCACUGCCUAGAAAAGACCACUGGGUUAUCCUAUCUUGUGGAUGAUCCCCUGUUAUCUGUUCGAACCUCCACCAUCAAGAACCACGAGUUUAUUGAUGAGCAGAUGUUUGAGCAGAACUGCAUGGAGAGCUCAAUGCAGAACUACCCAUCUACCAGAAGUCCUUCUCUGUCCAGCCACUCGGGCCUCACCACCACCUGCUGCUCCCGCCGCAGCAAGAAGACCACACACCUGCCCAACUCCAACCUGCCAGCCACUCGCCUGCGAAGCAUGCAAGAGCUCAGCACCAUCCACAUCCAGGGCAGUGAGCAGCCCUCCCUCACCACCAGUCGCUCCAGCCUUAAUUUGAAAGCAGACGACGGACUGAGACCAAACUGCAAAACAUCCCAGAUUACCACAGCCAUCAUCAGCAUCCCCACUCCCCCAGCUCUAACCCCAGAGGGAGAGAGUCGGCCACCCCCUGCCAGCCCAGGACCCAACACGAACAUUCCUUCCAUAGCCAGCAAUGUUGUCAAGGUCUCAGCCUUGUAAAAACACUGGACAGAGGGCCCAAGGGGGUAGUGGGGAGUAAAGGGGGCUGGCAUGUUGGUGGGUGGCCAUUGAGACCACUCCCUCCCCCUUUCCCACCAUUUCUGCCUACCCCGUUGCACCCCUAGCACUGAGACUUGUGCCUGGAAGCGAAAGGAAGCAGCAAAGGGUACCUGAGGAUCCUGCUGCUGGUGUGGACACAGCCCUGUGACAUUGCAUCUUGCUGGGGCCUGAGGAAGGGAGGGGGUGGGUAGGGGAUGGGCCAUUAGUGGGUGUAGGCUGCUUGCCUGGACAGGGCCUGGUGGGGGCACCUCAGACCAAAUAACAGUUGUUUCUGGAGACCCCAGUGAGGAAAACACAAGACCAAGAGCAGCCCAGAGGCCAAGUCGUCACAUGCAAACAGGAAGAAAAUAUAACACUGUGUAUUAAGCACCUUUUUCAAGGAUCUUAAUGGAUAAUAUUUAUUCAUGGGAAAAGGUGGAAAACAAAAUCAUCAAUUGAUUUUUGUGAAAUGUUUUUCUCCGUGGACCCAACACCUUUAAACCAAAACAAUGCAUUUUGUGAGGUUGGUUUUUAUUUUUCUCCUUUUAUAGCAAAAGCUUUUAGGCUCAAAGUCAGUUAUUGCUGAGUUCCCUCCCCGUUCCCAGGAGGAGUGAGGUCACCUUAGCUGGACCCUCACUGCCCAGCUGACCUGCACAGAGCUGUCAAGAAACCACACAGCAACCCUUUUGCUCUGUCCAUUCAUCUGUCUCCUUUGUCUCUGUACCUAUCUGCUUCACCUUGGCUGUUUCUGUGUCCAACCAUCUGUCUCACCAUGGACAGACAGUAAAGCCUUCUUUGUCACUGCCAAGUACUGCAGACCUGUGCCUGGGAGUCAGGCCGAGCAAAUGCAAAUACAGAAAAGGAGGGAAGCCACCUGGGGCGAGUUGAAGGGUGAGGUAAGUCUACCUUAGGAACACAGGUGCUUCCCUUGGGAUUGGAACCACUUGUCUUUGCAGUUUGUUGUGGCAGGGAGUUGGAGAAUGGUCACGGGUUUCACACUGGGUCUUGAAAAUGGAAAUAGCAACUU